UCAUCAAGUGAAUCUAAAUGUUUAAAAUGUGACGACGAAGGUGACGACUUCGAUGAUCCGGAAUCCAAGCAGAGAAAAUCUGGAGUACUCUACUUUUCUCACAUACCUCCAAAGUUCACACCGUCUAGGCUGCAAGCGUAUUUCGAGAAAUAUGCUCCAAAUAUGAUUGGAAGAGUGUACUGUGCGCGAAAUAAGAACUCAAAAACGAUUGAGAAUCGUUUUUCUGAAGGCUGGCUGGAGGUGAAACGGAAGUGUAUCGCUAAAUCUCUUGCGGUUCGUUUUGACAAUUCCCCUGUAGGAGGGAAGAAGCGAGACUACACAUCUAGCGUUUUGUGGAAUAUAAAAUAUCUCAGCUCCUUCAAGUGGGUACAUCUUAUGGAGCAACUACAGUAUGAACGAACAAUAUCGGCUCAUCGUAUGAAUGCUGAGAUAGCGCAAGCAAGGAGAAUAGCAGCUCAUUUUGAGGAGCAAGUUGACAAGGGAAAGCACCUGAAACGGCUAGAGGAAAAGGCGCUCAAAGCUGGCGGACUUUGGAAUAAGUUCCAGCGUGAGAUUGAGCAGCGGAAGGUGAUAAGAUCUAAGCGAAGGAAGUUGAAAUCGAAGCAAUCUCAUUCAGCUGCCAAGGAUGAAAAUGUGUUGCAAAUGAUUUUUGCGGAGUAA
Messenger RNA from Angiostrongylus costaricensis, 660 nucleotides. The record is from the annotation of a GenBank genome assembly. Lineage: Eukaryota; Metazoa; Nematoda; Chromadorea; Rhabditida; Metastrongylidae.